UUUAAAGCGUCCGUCCUCCCCGCCUGGCAGAGCGGAGAGCCCAGAGUCAUCCGAACCGGGACCGACGCGUGUGAGGCGGGCUGCAGCGGAACCACUCAGCCGUCCGGAGGUCUGAGGUGGGCGGAGACUGAGCGGAGGUCCUGCCGUCCUGCAGCCACAGACGCAGCGCGCAUUUCGGACACCGAGGAGGAGGAGGCAUCAUGGCAACGACUACUUGCACGCGUUUUACGGAUGAAUACCAGCUGUAUGAGGAGCUUGGCAAGGGGGCCUUUUCAGUGGUGCGCCGCUGUGUCAAACUCUGCACAGGCCAAGAAUAUGCCGCCAAAAUCAUCAACACCAAAAAGCUCUCGGCCAGAGAUCAUCAGAAACUGGAGAGAGAAGCCAGGAUCUGCAGAUUGCUCAAACACUCCAACAUUGUUCGUCUCCAUGACAGUAUCUCCGAGGAAGGUUUCCACUAUCUCCUCUUUGACCUGGUGACAGGAGGAGAGCUGUUCGAGGACAUUGUGGCCAGGGAGUACUACAGUGAAGCAGAUGCCAGUCACUGUAUCCAUCAGAUUCUAGACAGUGUGUCUUACACCCACCAACAUGACAUAGUGCACAGGGACCUCAAGCCGGAGAACCUGCUGCUGGCCAGCAAGUGCAAGAACGCAGCUGUGAAACUGGCCGACUUUGGACUGGCUAUUGAAGUUCAAGGAGACCAGCAGGCUUGGUUUGGAUUUGCAGGGACUCCCGGCUACUUGUCCCCAGAGGUGCUGAGGAAGGAGGCAUAUGGUAAACCUGUAGACAUCUGGGCAUGUGGUGUGAUCCUCUACAUCCUUUUGGUUGGGUACCCUCCAUUCUGGGACGAGGACCAGCACAAACUCUACCAGCAGAUCAAAGCUGGGGCGUACGAUUUUCCCUCCCCAGAGUGGGACACUGUGACUCCAGAGGCUAAAAAUCUGAUCAACCAGAUGUUGACGAUCAACCCAGCCAAGAGAAUCACUGCCCAGGAGGCUCUGAAACACCCAUGGGUCUGCCAACGCUCAACAGUGGCUUCUAUGAUGCACAGACAGGAGACAGUUGAGUGCCUGAAGAAGUUCAACGCCAGAAGGAAACUCAAGGGUGCCAUUUUGACCACCAUGCUUGUGUCCAGGAACUUCUCUGUGGGUCGACAGACUACAGCCCCUGCCUCUGUCAGCGCUGUGGCAGGAACCACUGCCGGCAUCGUGGAACAAGCCAAGAGUCUCCUCAACAAGAAGGCUGAUGUCAAGCCGCAGACAAACAGCACGAGAAACAGCAUAGUCACCAGUCCCAAAGGCAACAUCCCCUCUGCUGCGCUGGAGCCUCAGACUACUGUUAUCCAUAAUCCAGUAGAUGGGACCAAGGAGUCUUCUGACAGCAGCAACACUACUAUCGAGGAUGAAGAUGUGAAAGCCCGGAAACAGGAGAUCAUAAAGAUCACAGAGCAGCUUAUCGAAGCCGUCAACAAUGGAGACUUCGAGGCUUACGCGAAGAUCUGUGACCCUGGCCUGACCUCGUUUGAGCCUGAGGGUCUGGGUAACCUGGUGGAGGGAAUGGACUUCCACAGGUUUUACUUUGACAAUCUCCUCUCAAAGAACAGCAAACCCAUCCACACCACCAUACUCAACCCUCACGUGCACAUAAUUGGAGACGACGCCGCCUGCAUCGCCUACAUCCGCCUGACGCAGUUUGUGGACGGACAGGGCCGUCCCCGCUCCAGCCAAUCAGAAGAGACUAGGGUAUGGCACCGCAGGGAGAGUCGGUGGCAGAACGUCCACUUCCACUGCUCAGGAGCUCCUGCUGCCCCGAUGCAGGGUUGAGCUGUUGGAGGAGCAGAAAAGGAACGAGUGGAUGAUCCAGGAGACGGAACCGGCGCUGAGAGAGAGGCGCGGGUGGAUGGAGGGUGGUCAAAAGGAUUCUGGGAUGGUGUCGUCCUGCCUCACUCGCUCACACUCACCUCGCUCUUCUCUCUCUGACUCCCAUCGCCAAACCCUCACUACAGCAGAGGGAAUAUCAGCUACAGCAAGAAAACUCUUUUAGCCUGUGUCUCCUGUGUGGCUGCUGCAGCACAUCUGGACACAUCUGUCCUCCAUCCUGUGCUGCACAGCCUCAGUGUGGCACCUCCCUGUCGAAGAGUCACCCUUUUACUUCUCCUUAAACAUAACGUUAUUGUUCCUUACUUCUAGUAUUAUUAUGGCUGCAGUCUAUCGUUGUGCUCUUUAAAGUGUACAGUAUAUUUAUUACCCCUUCUACUCCUUUCUUCCUCUUCUUUUUUAUGACGAGCAUGACCUGUACUACUACCCGUGGCUGUUUUUCUGCACGACUAAGGCUGCCUGUGUGAAAUGAACAAACUGCCCCACGUGUCUCACAGACAGAGACCAGCGGGUGUAUUUAAUUAUGCAUUUUGUUUUGUUGUUCAAUGGAGCUUUUAUUUAUUUUUUUGUUGUUUUUACCUCUUUCUCUGGAGUGUAGUUGACCCCUGAACCGACGCCUCCGUGUGAUGCUGGACCCCUCCGAGCCGCUCUGUGAGACAGUGAAAACCAUGCAGCAUGCUAAGAUAUUACUGUCGUUCUUAACUGAUUCUCUAUGUACUGAACCUUGCAAGUUAACUACUGAAAUGGUUGAAAUUAUAGUAUCCCGCUGUUCAUGUAAAUUUCCAGUUUUGUCGUGGUGACUUAACUACAAUUAUGCUGUAGACGGUAUUUAAUUGCAUGAUAUUCCAGGUUAAUACUUCGGUAAGUUGGGUGUUAUCGUGCAUUUUGUUGGUUUUUCUCUUUUUUUUGGACUGAACUGCUGGUGAGCUACAAUCUGUUGCCUCUAUUUUCUGGGCUUUGUCAGUGCAUAAACUAUUUUUGUGUUGAUAUGACAGUGUAGUAUACGAGGAUGCUGAUGAGAAUCAUGACAGACUAUGCCUUUUCAAGGAAUAAUUUAGGCUCCAGAUCAGAUUUAAAACAGUGCUUUACUGUUUCAAAGUCAAGACUUCAGUUGAUCACUUUUAUUUUUUUUAGAUUCCAAAAAGACCUGACAUUAAAAAAAAUGUCAGAGCACUGGGUUGGGGUUUAGAUUUUUUAUUUGUUUUUGCAUCUCAAUAUGAAACUUUUAAGACUUAAAGAUGCUUUUUAUGUUAUAAAUGCUAAACAAAGCAUUGGUAUCAGAUACGUGCAGCCAAGAUUUUAGAAACACUAAGGUCAUAAGUCAUACGACACUCUCAGUAUGCCGGUAUUGAAGGUAAAUGUAAUAAAUUAAAUACAGAUGCCAUGCCAGUAAUACAGAGAUGAUGAAUAAUAUAGCACCAGUAGCUGUCUGGAUAGGCUGAAACAUAAAAACAACAUUCUCAUACAGGUAUGUAAUCACAAUAUUGUCAUUAUCAUGAAUUAUUUUAGCUUUCAUGGUCAUCUAGUGAUUGAUUGAAUGAUAAACUUUAUUGUCCCUUUCAGAAAAUUUGUCUUAGACAGCAGUGCUACUGGCUACAAGUGAAUAUCUGAUAUCGUGACAACCCUUGUUCAAAAGCAUCUUAACAGCAAAAGUACUCUCAUUUUAUUUAUUUACCUUAAUUUUAUUGUCUGUUUAGGCCUCUGUCCCAGUAAAACCACAUAUUUACCUAUCUUUUUUCAGUUUUUUUUUUCCAUUUUUCAUGCAUUCUAAUAACUAUCAUUUAGCCAGUGAGAAGUAAGCUAGUUAUAUCAACCAACAGAAGAACCCUUAAAGAUGCCAAGUCAAAACAAUGACUUAACAAAUAUCUACUUGAGCUAUGACAAAAUGUUCGAAUAAAGUUUUUUCAAUCACCUCAUACAAACUCAAGUUGCUUGUUCACAAAAUCUAAUUAUUGGAAAGUAAAUCAGAAUUAGGAGUUACUAAGUCAGGACAGACUUUGUCACAAUCAUGAGGUAUUCAGUUAAAAUUAUUGGAAAUUAUGCCAAAAUUAUAAAUUAAUAUGUCAAGAUUAUGACAUAGUAAGUCACAGUUAUCUGAAAGUAAAUCUGAACUAGAAAAGCACUCACAGAGUGCAGUACUUCACCAAGUCUGUAUCAUUUCCAAAAGAUGAAAUCUUUCAAAAAUUUGUGGAUCCAGACUAUAGGCCACACCACUGCCAAAAUCCAAUCAAUUGGUCCUUGUGUCAUUUCUGACUUUCCCUGAAAAUUUUGUCAAAUUCCGUUAUUCUGUUUUUGAGUAAUGUUGCGAACAGAGACAGACAGACAGACAGACCAACAGCAAUCAUCACAUAACUCUGCUGAGGCUCUGCCUCCAUGGUGGAGUAACUAGGAGUUACUAAGUCAGUCAUGAUAUAGUUGAUCACAUCUGAAUUGUCGUUGCCAAUUGUUGGAUUUUUAGUUGGAAAUUUCAAAAACAGGGCUUAGGGAUUUAACAAGUUAAUCAACAGUUUCCUUAGAAAACAGUGUUAAACGCACAUUACUACAAGAAGGAUUUUUUUAAUAUUUCGUAAAACAUCUAUGUGUGAUAUGAAAAAUUGGAGAUGCAGGGUGUUGGCUAAACAAUGACUCUGCAAAAGUCUGCUAAGAAAACAAACAUGUUUUAUUUAGUGUAUUUAGGUAUAAAAAAUUACUGAAAUUAACCAGUAAUGUAUUCACUUACAGCAAACAGAAUGUAAACACCUCCAGAAAAAUACUCAGGACGUGACCUCAGUGUCUUUAAAGUUCGCUGCUGCCCUGAGUAGUGUAACCUCUCCUCAGCUGAGAACUGCAACUGCAGGGUUUGAAACGCAAAUAUCAGAGCUGACUUUUGCACUUGGAGUCUGAGAAAAUUUAAAAAAAAAAAACGAAUACAUAUGAUCGUCUCAGGCCUUAGGCCGCUUCAUUUCAAUCAGCUUUCACAGUUUUUCUGAUUGCUGUGGCUCAAUUUUUUUCAACAGUGUGCAAAACAGAAAUGCUACAGCUCCAAUGCAGCACACAACAUAUAAUGAACAAAAUUUUGAUGUUUGAUUCCUAAUUUAAGUCAUUUUGAAUCAAAAAUCUGCCUCUUUAACGUGAGUGUUUGCUCCUUUCCUCUAUUUCAUUCGUAUCAGUCACACAAAACUCUCUGUCUACUUGUGAUGGAUAUCUUGUUACUACUUUCUGUCAUUGUAAACACUUCAUCUGCAAAUUAGAAUGAUAGUAACUUGCAACAUUGCAAAAACUCACCAGUUAAACAGACUUGGCUGUCAGUUAAACAGAAAAAAGUGAUCAUAAAAGCUUUGCAGAAAUCUAAUUUAAAAACAGUAGCAGUAAAAUCACAGAGAAACAAUAAGUAAAAACAGAGAAGGUACUAAGGAACUAAGUAGAACUGCUGUUUGUCUUUUGAAUCCAUUGACAUAGAUAUUUAGAAGCCAUGUCUGUCCAAUCAAACCUUACAUAUCUCCAUCAAUUUAAAGUGUAAUUGUGGAAAAAUAACAGGCAAUUUCUAUACAUUUGAAUUGUAUGACCAUAUUGACAAAGUAGUAAGCACUUACGCUUGAAUAAAUAAGAAAUACUUCUUAACUCAUGUUACUAUGGUUAGUUUUGCAUGUCAACAAACAGCAGAAUUAAAGUAUAUAGACAUAAAACCUGUUAAGACUGGGGAAAUUAAUUUUGAAUAAAAGUUUUUUUUUAAAGAAGUACACAUUCUAAGAAAAGGGAAAAAGGAUAUAAAUUUGAGUGUUUUGCAUUUUGUGUGUAAGGAUGGGAUUUUGUGACUGAAGGUGGGAAGUUAGCGAGUCAGUUGAGUUCUUUUGCAGAUUAAAACUGGGCCAGAGUAGUCGUAAAACAGUCAAAUUACAUUAACAAACACGAGGAAGUGAAUUAUUAGUACACACACUUUGUAGGUUGUGUACUUUUUAAAACCUUCAAAUAGGGCAUUAGGUUAGAAGCAUGAGUCCUCCUUCCCGUCCAGGCCAAACACUAAUAGUACCAGUCCUUUAAUCAGAUUAGCGCUCACUCAGUCACCGUCCUGUUUGGAAACCGCUCCUUCUUCCAUUAAUUAGUAUUUGGCCGGUGUGUAAUGUUUAAGAUGCGACUGAAAAGGCUGUUUGAGCUGACGUGAAGGAGCCCCAUCAUUUCUUUUCCUCUGUUCAGGUGAGCGAUCAGACAUGACUGCUGUAUGUAAAAUGAAGCUUUUUUGUUUUGUUUGUAUUUUUUUAUUUAUUAUACUUCUACUGACGAUGAUGAUUAUCAAUAUUACAAUGUGAUCAGAUGUAAUCAGUGUGUGAACCAAUAAACUGACAAUGCAGAGUGCACCUUA
Acanthochromis polyacanthus (spiny chromis) is the source of this 6213-nucleotide messenger RNA. RefSeq names its product calcium/calmodulin-dependent protein kinase type II subunit beta (gene camk2b2). Gene Ontology annotation, cellular component: neuron projection; cytoplasm. Gene Ontology annotation, molecular function: ATP binding; calcium/calmodulin-dependent protein kinase activity; calmodulin binding. Lineage: Eukaryota; Metazoa; Chordata; Actinopteri; Pomacentridae. The coding region runs from base 201 to 1820 and encodes 539 amino acids. The transcript has 21 exons. The record is from RefSeq and is a predicted model, not a curated record. Gene Ontology annotation, biological process: protein phosphorylation.